This is a messenger RNA of Acanthosepion pharaonis, 507 nucleotides long. Lineage: Eukaryota; Metazoa; Mollusca; Cephalopoda; Sepiida; Sepiidae. The record is from the annotation of a GenBank genome assembly.
AUGGACAAAUCAUUAAAUAUUGAACAGCUUACUGAUAUGCUAAAAUUUCUCAUCUAUCUAUCUAUCUACCUAUUUCAGUCGGUUAAUAUCUAUGUAUAUAUCUAUCUCAGUCUGUUAAUAUCUAUGUAUCUAUCUAUCCCAUCUGUUAAUAUCUAUCUAUCUAUCUAUCCCAGUCUAUUAAUAUCUAUCUAUCUCAGUCUGUUAAUAUCUAUCUAUCUAUCUAUCUAUCUAUCUAUCUAUCUAUCUAUCUAUCUAUCUCAGUCUGUUAAUAUCUAUCUAUCUCAGUUUGUUAAUAUCUGUCUGCCUAUCUAUCUAUCUAUCUAUCUAUCUAUCUAUCUAUCUAAGUCUGUUAAUAUCUAUCUAUCUCUCUCUCUCUCUCUCUAUCUAUCCUUAAAAGCAUCUACACGACGAGCGUUUGAUGUCUAUACGACAGUUUGUGACACAAGAGAAUGUCUAAUGGAAAGAGAUCAGGUGACUGAGGUUCAACGAGUGAACUUCCUCUACUAA